UAGCCGAAAAUACAAACAAUUAGAAGCUGUGCUCUGUUGAACUUCAAUAUACAUAUUUUGCUAGAAAAUGAACAUUGAUACUGAUAUAGUCGCCGAAAAACCAGAAGGCAUGACUUCGAAAUCAAAUCAAAAUCAAUGUCGAAUUUGUUACAGCAUUGCUGAUUUUUUUGUUCCACUUAGCAAAACAAUCAAUGGAAACAGUUUAGCGGAGAUGCUACGAUACUGUGUAAAACUAGAGAUAAAUGAAAACGAUGGUUUUCCAUAUCACUGCUGCACGGAAUGUAAAUCAGAUUUGGAAGUUUCGUACAAAAUGGUCAUUCGUUGUCACGAGUCUAACAAUAAAUUCAAAGAACAGCUGAUGCAGAUCAACUUGAAUUCUGGGUACGGUGCUGCAGACAACAUAAAAACCGAAACAGACGAUGAAAUAAUGCCAGUUGAAUGUAUCUACGCAGAACCAUUAUUCGAUGUACAACUCGCAUUGGAUGUAAAACCGGCUGUUAAAAAUGAAACUGGUGUGAGUCUUGAUGUGAAUAGUUUAAAUGGUACAAGUUCAGAAUACGACAAUGAAAUUCAUGAUAAAGGCGAGCAACGAAAACGCAGGAAAGAAAAACUCUCAGGCCCAAAGAGAUGUUGUCGAUGCAAACAAAAAUUAUCGACCAUGGACGAGGUCCGUGAACAUUCCAAAACGGUUCACCUAAGUAUGAAAAUUACGGACCCAGCGAAAAUAGGGUCCCGUCCUUAUGAAUGUGGAAUAUGUUAUAAAAGAUAUACAACAAAAAAAGCACUUGGAUUACACAAGCAACAACUUUAUAUUGAGAACCUGUAUAAAUGUAACGAGUGUGACGCGGAUUUUAAAUCCGAAACCUCAUUGAACACGCAUAAAGAAACUCAUGCUGGAGAUGUGGUACAACCAUAUAAUAAUCGGAAGGGACAACAGCCUCGGUGCUGUGCUUGUUACGAACAAUUUGAAACUGACGAGAAAUUGAAACAACACGCAAAUGAAAUACAUCUACCAGAAACGCUAAAUAUUGAGGAUACUAACAAUCAGUAUCAAUGUGGUUUAUGUUUUCGAAGAUAUAAAAAUGUGAGAAUUCUCCGAGAACAUCAGCUAAAACCAUAUCGCAUGCAACAAUAUCAGUGUUCGACAUGCGGACGAAUCUUCCGUGACAAAGGAGCUGUGGCUGACCAUGAGCGGUCUCAUUUCGAUGAACGGGCUUACGUCUGUCCAAUUUGCGCCAAAUCGUUCGUCAUGAAAGACUCAUAUCGAAAACAUGUUAAAGCACACUCAUUAGCUGAAGAUCGAUUCAAGUGUGAGACUUGUGGCAAAGGUUUCAAAACAAAGGCAAAUCUCAAGGGUCACUUUAUCACGCAUAAUCCACACCAUAGACCGAUCCUAUGUCCGAUGUGUCCGUCUACAUUUGCACGAAAAGUUUGUCUUCAAGCACAUAUGAAACUUCACACUGGUGAGAAACCGUACACAUGCGAUCAAUGUGCGGCUGCUUUUACUUUUUCCACAGACUAUAGGCGUCAUGUUAUGGCGCAUCAAGGAUUAAAACCGUUCGUAUGUUCAAUUUGUGGUCGAGGGUAUCCCCGCAAGGACUACCUGAGAAAGCACAUGGCAAACCAUAGUACGCAGGGAUGAUGUGACGAGGCGUAACUAAAAUAUUUAAUAUACCUAUGUAUAUAAACAUCACUAUUG
Messenger RNA from Malaya genurostris, 1699 nucleotides. Its product is annotated as zinc finger protein 782-like. The coding region runs from base 68 to 1642 and encodes 524 amino acids. The transcript has 3 exons. NCBI's taxonomy places the organism in Eukaryota, Metazoa, Arthropoda, Insecta, Diptera, Culicidae. Gene Ontology annotation, molecular function: DNA-binding transcription factor activity, RNA polymerase II-specific; zinc ion binding; RNA polymerase II cis-regulatory region sequence-specific DNA binding. Gene Ontology annotation, cellular component: nucleus. The record is from RefSeq and is a predicted model, not a curated record. Gene Ontology annotation, biological process: regulation of transcription by RNA polymerase II.